GUGUGUGUGUGUGUAAGAGGUCCUGAGAAACAUCAUUAUUAUCAUCGUAAUCAUCAGCAGGAGCAGCGUCCGACGCCGUUGUCACAGCGCGGCAUAAAUAUUUAUGUUGACGAAUUUACCUGCGGCAGAGCGUCGCUAAUGAAGCGAGAAAAAUGAAAAUGAAAGGACAUAAUUAUGCUUAUGUUUUACGUGUUAAGUGCUUGGCAAGCACGAUUAAGGCGCUUUAUCACCCGCAACAACGGCAGCAACACGAACGGCAGGCACGCCAGCAACAGCAACACCAGAAACGGCAGCAACGGCAACAGCAACAGCUGCGACAGCAACACAAGCAGCAACACCAAAUGCUUUAGACUAACACACACACUCUGACACGCCCCAAAAAAAACCGAAAAGCAUUUAUACACACAAUACCAUACACACAGACAUACAGUACAUGCGACAUGCUUAAAGCAGCAGCAACAUUGUCCACCAUGGCUGAGGGAAAUGUGAAUUUGGAUGUGGAUGUCGACGUCCCAGCGAGCAUUUUGGAAAUAGAACUGCCAGCCAUUUUGCUCAACGACAGCCUCUUCAUCGAGCUGAAUGGCAAUCUCACCCAGCUGGAGGACACCAUCGGCACCAAUCUCAGCCAAAUCAUCUGGAAUAGCAGCAGCACCGGCAGCAACAUCAACCCCAACAGCAGCAUCUUCGAUUUGGAAGCCGAGCAGCGGGCGGCCAUGGAGUUCUGGCUGCUGGUCAAGAUGAUCGUCAUGGCCGUCGUUCUGGGUCUCAUGAUACUCGUCACCAUCAUAGGCAACGUCUUUGUAAUUGCCGCCAUUAUCCUGGAGAGGAACUUGCAGAACGUUGCCAAUUACUUGGUUGCAUCUCUGGCAGUGGCUGAUUUAUUUGUUGCCUGUCUUGUCAUGCCACUUGGCGCCGUCUACGAGAUAAGUAAUGGCUGGAUAUUGGGCCCGGAACUGUGUGACAUUUGGACGUCUUGCGAUGUCCUCUGCUGCACGGCAUCCAUUCUGCACUUGGUGGCCAUUGCGGCGGACAGAUACUGGACGGUGACCAACAUUGACUACAACAAUCUGCGAACUCCGCGGCGCGUCUUCCUCAUGAUUUUCUGCGUCUGGUUUGCGGCACUGAUUGUCUCCCUUGCCCCGCAGUUCGGCUGGAAGGAUCCGGAUUACAUGAAGCGCAUCGAGGAGCAGCACUGCAUGGUGUCACAGGAUGUGGCCUAUCAGAUCUUUGCCACCUGUUGUACCUUCUACGUGCCGCUGCUGGUGAUUCUGUUCCUGUACUGGAAAAUUUAUAUAAUUGCCAGAAAGCGCAUUCAGCGGCGAGCCCAGAAGUCCUUCAACGUCACUCUCACCGAGACAGAUUGUGAUUCCACAGUGCGGGAGCUGAAGAAGGAGCGGGGCAAGCGGCGGGCCCUGCGGAAGCGCCAGGAGGCGGAGGAACAGCGCGGCAUCGGUAAAGACGGAGAGGCCAACGAUUCCCAGCUGCAGCGGCGACCUCGGAAAAGGAUGCGCAUCUGCUUCGGGCGCAACACAAACACGGCCAACAUCUGCGCGGGAUCGGAGGGGGCGGUGGCCAGGUCGGUGGCCGCCAUCGCCGUGGACUUCGCCAGCCUGGCCAUCACCCGCGAGGAGACGGAGUUCAGCACCAGCAACUACGACAACAAGAGCCACGCGGGCACCGAACUGACCACCGUGUCCAGCGAUGCUGAUGAUUACCGAACCAGCAACGCGAACGAAAUCAUCACCCUGUCGCAGCAGGUGGCACAUGCCACACAGCACCACCUGAUAGCCUCGCAUUUGAACGCCAUCACGCCACUGGCCCAGUCCAUCGCCAUGGGCGGUGGCUGCUUGACACCGGCCACGCCCUCCGAUGGCGGCGAGAGCGUGGGCGCUGACGGAGGACUCGAGAAGGGCGGCGGGGGAGGUCUGGAGGGCUGUAGUCCUGGCAAGAACGCCGGCGUGGGCAUCGGCGGGGUGCUGGCCAGCAUCGCCAAUCCACAUCAGAAACUGGCCAAAAGGCGGCAGCUCCUGGAGGCGAAACGGGAGCGGAAGGCAGCUCAGACCCUGGCCAUAAUCACCGGCGCCUUCGUCAUCUGCUGGCUGCCAUUCUUCGUCAUGGCUCUGACAAUGAGCCUGUGCAAGGAGUGCGAGAUCCACACGGCGGUGGCCUCGCUUUUCCUCUGGCUGGGAUAUUUCAACUCGACCCUGAAUCCGGUCAUCUAUACCAUUUUCAAUCCAGAAUUUCGAAGAGCCUUCAAGAGGAUCCUCUUCGGUCGGAAACAUGCGGCCCGGGCCCGCAGUGCAAAGAUUUGAUUUCAACUGAAGGAUAACGAGGACCAGUAUCUGUAAUAGCGGGCCAGGGCUUGAGGAUCUGAGGCUGAAGUUAUCCGCAACAUACUGCUGGAAUAUGCUACGGAAUUGGCAGUGCAUUAUGAGAGAAACUAGAAAGUAGAGGCGAUGUUUUUAGCAGAGACAAUCCUAACUAGUUUUAAAAAACUAACUACAACUCCUCACCACACACACGUGCCCCAAAAGACAACCGAAAAGAUUAAUAUCGAUGAACCCCAGAGAUUUGUAAGCGCUUAAAAAUACGGGAAUACGGAAUUAAAUAUCUGUUAGCUGAUACUCAUUAGGGCUAAGUUAUGUAUGUACGCCAUUUAUGAUUAGAUUUCUAAAGUCUUCCCUGUGUCUUAAAGAAAACCACGAUAGUACGAGUAGAUACCCUAGAGUCCUAAGAGUGUUGGAUGAAUUGCGAUCGGAGAUCGAUACAAGAAGGCUGGGUCCAAGGAAAUUCUUACGCUUUCAUCUUCUGUGUUAGUUUCGUUUUUAGUAGCUUAGGCAGCGGAAAAUGCUCAAUUAUUUCAACAUAAUCUGCAUGCGAGUACCAACUAAAAGUUAAAAAUUGAAAACAAAAAAUAAACAAACAAGUCAAUAUAUUAAAAUUUAAACGAAUUUACACCGAAACGCAAGAGAACGAGCAAAUCCAAAUCCAAAAUGUUAUUUCACGGCUAAUUAGGCAAGUUAACCAAACUACGAGUACGUUCAGUAAAAUUAGCAUAAAUUCAAAACGGAAAGUUGAACUUUUGUUGGCAAUUUUGGGAUCCAGGCUCCACCCUCUGACAGUAACUGCAAACCAGGAAACCGCAACAAAAAGUUUAAGCCAUGAAAUAUGAUAUCCACACAUGCAUUCGUUAUAUAUAUACAUAUAUGUGUGUCUAUUUGGUAUAUUUAUGGUUCAAUUUUUGAAAAGUUUUCUUGUAAAUAAAUGGACUUACAGUUUUAGAAAAUAGCAACCACCAAGCAGCAACAACUAUAGCAAUAACCACUCGAAAAAAAGAACUACUAAACUAUACUAUAGUGCAUAUUGGGUAUACCGUGUUGGUUAUACUCGUGUGCGUCAGGACCUUAUGGCUAUUAAGUCGAAAUGCUGCAGUUGAAAUCUAAUACGCUUCAGUAUGCACAUCCAUACAUACAAUGUGUAUUUUUGUGUACAAGUGUGUGUCUGUGUUUAUGCAACUUCUCGAUGUGUACUUGAUGUCAAAGUUAUUAAAAUUGUGUUUUAUCAAAAGCA
Drosophila bipectinata is the source of this 3570-nucleotide messenger RNA. It is a transcript of the gene 5-HT1B, whose product is annotated as 5-hydroxytryptamine (serotonin) receptor 1B. Lineage: Eukaryota; Metazoa; Arthropoda; Insecta; Diptera; Drosophilidae. Gene Ontology annotation, cellular component: plasma membrane. The record is from RefSeq and is a predicted model, not a curated record. Gene Ontology annotation, molecular function: G protein-coupled receptor activity. Gene Ontology annotation, biological process: adenylate cyclase-activating adrenergic receptor signaling pathway.